Molecule: messenger RNA, 727 nt
Organism: Pogonomyrmex barbatus (red harvester ant)
Lineage: Eukaryota; Metazoa; Arthropoda; Insecta; Hymenoptera; Formicidae
Product: ankyrin repeat domain-containing protein 40
Molecular function (GO): protein binding
Source: RefSeq, a predicted model, not a curated record
UAAUCGAUAUUGAUAGAAAUGGAUAAACUCCGUAUGGCUUCGCGUUAACGACUUAUGUAGUUUCAUCCCAGAAAUCUAGAACAGAGGUGUCUCCAGAUGUCUCCAGACAACUUGAACUCGACGAUUUUAGAAUAUAGAGCGUUUUCGCUCGAUUGCAGCGUUACAAAUAUAUGAUGGGAACACAUACGUAGCACGCGUGAAAAUCGCUGCAAAAUGGAAAGAAUGCUCGAGGAGCGUUUAAGGGAAAGAGUCUGUCUCGGCGAUGCAGACGGCGUGCAAGAUCUCUUAAAUCUAGGUGUCAACGUCAACGCGCGGGAACCUGUCAGCGGAUGGACUGCUUUACAUUGGGCAUGUAAAGAAGGACACUUGGACAUUGUUGCCUUGCUCUUGAAAAAUGGUGCUGAUAAAAACCUAAGAUCUGAAACAGGCGAAACUGCAGCAGCUGUCUGUACCAAUCAACAGAUUCUAUAUCUUUUAGGCACAAGUGGUGAUUUUGAGCGAAUCAUGUACGAUUCACCAUUAAGUGCUGUAACAUCUGUAUACGCUCAAUCAGAUUACCUGCAUACUGCUGCUAAUUCUUCAAAAGUCCAAAAUAAUGUAUAUGACAAGAGCAAAAUCAUCACCUCAUUUCAAGAUGGUUUGAUACAAAUUGAUAUAAUUUUUCUAGUCGCGUAAUAAUCAUAUCUGCCAUAAAUUUAACCAGAAAAAACUACAAUGCUUGCCAUUA